AUGAUUCGUGGUAUUAAAAACAUCAAAGCUUUAAGUAAUAAGAGAUUUAUUUCUACUGCUAACACUACCACCAAAUAUGCCAGUUUAUCCAAUGGUGUAACUAUUGCAACUGAAUCUAAUCCUCAUGCUAAAGUCUCAAGUAUUGGGUUAUUUUAUGGGGCCGGUUCAAGAUCAGAACAUGCUUACAGUAAUGGUAUUUCUGCUUUAACCACCAACAUCUUAGGUUCAGGGUUAGAAAACGGUGUUUUAUUAACCAGUGAAAAUGGUAAAGAAACCAAUGGUAUUAUUGCCCAAACCACCAAUGAUAAUAUUAUUGAAGCUUCCAAAAUCAUCGCUAAGAUUGGUUCAAAUGCUUCAGAAAUCAUUAAAGGUUCUGAAUUCGAAUUAUUCAAGAAACAAUUAAUCGGUCAAGGUGAACAAUUAGAAAGUGUCCCACAAAAAAUGAUUUUAGAACAUUUAAGUGCUAGUGCUUUCCAAGGUUAUUCAUUAGGUUUACCAACUUUAGGUACUUCAUCAUCAGUUAAAGAUUUACAAGUUGAUGAUGCUGAAAGAUUAUUAGAAAAGCAUUUAGUUGGAUCAAAUGUUGUUAUUUCAGCUUCAGGUAACAUCAACCAUGAUGAAUUAGUUGAAACUAUUGAAUCAUCAUUAAAUAUUCCUCAAGGUCAUAAACCAAUCACUAAACCAGCUUCUUUCUUAGGUUCAGAAGUUAGAAUGAGAGAUGAUACUUUACCAAAAGCUUUCGUAUCUAUUGGUGUUGAAGGUGAAGGUUUCACUUCCCCAGCUUAUUAUGUUGCCAAAGUUGCUGCUAAUGUUUUCGGUAGUUUCGACAGCAAAGCUACCAAUGCUACCUUAACUUCAUCUAAAUUAUCAUCAAUGGUUCAUGAAUACCAUUUAGUUGAUAAAUUCCAACAUUUCUCAACUUCAUAUUCUGAUAAUGGUUUAUGGGGUUUCAGUUGUGAAGUCUCGAAUGUUCAAUUACUUGAUGACUUCAUUCAUUGGACCUUAAAAGAAUGGAACAGAUUAUCUGUUUCAAUCACCGAUGCUGAAAUUGAAAGAGCUAAACAACAAACUAAAGUACAAUUAUUAGCUGAAUUAAAUUCAACUAAAUCAGUUGUUUCUGAUAUCGGUAAUAAAGUUUUAUUAUCAGGUUACAGAAAUUCUAUCACUGAAGCUUUAUCAAAGAUUGAUUCUAUUCAAACUAAAGAUGUUAAAGCUUGGGCUAAGGUUGCAUUAUGGGAUAAAGAUAUUGUUAUCUCAUCAACUGGUCAAACUGAAGCUUUAAUGGAUUACAGUAAAUGGAGAAACCAAAUGGCCAUGUUAAGAUGGUAG
Yamadazyma jaroonii is the source of this 1329-nucleotide messenger RNA. The record is from the annotation of a GenBank genome assembly. NCBI's taxonomy places the organism in Eukaryota, Fungi, Ascomycota, Pichiomycetes, Serinales, Debaryomycetaceae.